AGCUGGACUUGCGAUGCUGCGAGGGACAGGGUGCAGAGCCGCAGUGCCGUAGCGGGUAGCAGAGGCAGCCUCCCUUUCCAGCAGCGGAGGCGGAAGACCCUGGGGCGCCAACCUUGGUGGCUGCCUGAUGUCUCCGCCCCAGAGAGGGCUGCACCGGGAGAACGCCCGGGCGCCCGCUUCGGUCCCCUUCUAUCUCUCGGUUCCUCUUUCCUCCCAAGUAAGGGAAUAAGCGGCUAGGAGGGAGCGCCCCCGGCAAGCGCGCAACCAAGUGUUGCAUGGUGAGGAAUUGCCAGCAUUUCAGGAUUGGCCUGGACCGCAGCAGGAAUGUUACCUGAGGAGUAGUGGAAGCCCUUCGACAGCUGCCAAGAGGUGUGGCCCUGAGCUGGGCCCCCGGCUUCUCGCUGGUGACCAGAACUCCAUCUGUGUCUCAAGGCAAUCACCCUUGGCUGAAAGAUGAGUGAAGGACAAUGGGUCUCUCUCUCAUCAGAAGAAUUUGAUCAGCUCCAGAAAUACUCUGAAUAUUCCUCCAAAAAGAUAAAAGAUGUAUUGGCUGAGUUUAAUGAAGGUGGAAGCCUCAAGCAGUAUGACCCACACAAGCCCAUUAGCUAUGAUGUCUUCAAGCUGUUCAUGAGGGCGUACCUGGAGGUGGACCUUCCUCAGCCACUGAGCACACACCUCUUCCUGGCCUUCAGCCAGAAGCCCAGACAAGAGACACCUGACCACCCAAAGGAGGGGGCCAGCAGUAGUGAGCCCAAUGUCUCAGAUUAUAAUUCGGAUAAUGCUGCCAAAGCAGAUGAGGCCUGCGCUCCAGACACUGAAUUGAAAACAACUAAGACACAAGCGCCAUCGAAAGAACUAGAGGCUGCAGCCCCAUGGGAAGACCAAGAUGCUCUGGCUGCCAGCACAGGUGCUCCCAUCGUGUACCUGAAGGACGUCGUGUGUUACUUGUCCCUGAUGGAGACCGGGAGACCUCAGGAUAAGCUAGAAUUCAUGUUUCGUCUCUAUGAUUUGGAUGAAAAUGGACUCCUGGACCAAGCGGAGAUGGAUCAGAUUGUGAGCCAAAUGCUGCACGUUGCCCAGUACCUGGAGUGGGAUCCCACGGAGCUCAGACCUAUACUGAUGGAGAUGCUGCAAGGCAUGGACUACGACAAGGAUGGCUUCGUGUCUCUACAGGAGUGGAUCAACGGGGGGAUGACCACCAUCCCUUUGCUGGUCCUCCUGGGAAUGGAUGACUCUGGCUCCAAGGGCGAUGGGAGGCAUGCCUGGACCCUGAAGCACUUCAAGAAGCCCACUUACUGCAACUUCUGCCACAUCAUGCUGAUGGGUGUUCGGAAGCAAGGCCUGUGCUGCAUCUACUGUAAAUAUACUGUCCACCAACGCUGUGUAUCCAAAACCAUUCCUGGAUGUGUGAAAACAAACUCCAAAGCCAAAAGGAGUGGCGAGGUGAUGCAGCACGCGUGGGUGGAAGGGAACUCCUCCGUCAAGUGUGACCGGUGCCACAAAAGUAUCAAGUGCUACCAGAGUGUCACCGCGCGGCACUGCGUGUGGUGCCGGAUGACGUUUCACCGCAAAUGUGAAUUAUCGACGGUGUGCGAUGGUGGGGAACUCAAAGAUCACAUUUUGCUGCCUACCGCCAUAUGCCCCGUCACCCGAGACCGGCAAGGAGGGAAGUCUGAUGGUAGUGUGGCCGCCAAGGGUGAACUUGUAACUCAGUAUAAGAUCAUCCCUAGCCCUGGGACGCAUCCCCUGCUGGUCCUGGUGAACCCCAAGAGUGGAGGAAGACAAGGAGAAAGAAUUCUUCGGAAAUUUCACUACCUGCUCAACCCCGAACAAGUUUUCAACCUGGACAAUGGGGGACCUACGCCAGGAUUGAACUUCUUUCAUGAUACCCCAGGCUUCCGUGUUCUUGCCUGUGGCGGAGAUGGGACAGUUGGCUGGAUUUUGGAUUGCAUUGAUAAGGCCAACUUCACAAAGCACCCACCCGUAGCUGUCCUGCCUCUUGGAACAGGGAAUGACCUCGCACGAUGCCUCCGCUGGGGAGGAGGUUACGAAGGGGGCAGCUUGACCAAAAUCCUGAAGGAAAUUGAACAGAGCCCCUUGGUGAUGCUGGACCGUUGGUGCCUAGAGGUCAUGCCCAGGGAAGAGGUGGAGAAUGGAGACCAGGUCCCAUACAACAUCAUGAACAACUAUUUCUCCAUUGGUGUGGAUGCUUCCAUUGCACACAGAUUCCAUAUGAUGAGAGAGAAACACCCUGAAAAAUUCAACAGCAGGAUGAAGAACAAGCUGUGGUAUUUCGAAUUUGGUACCUCAGAAACCUUUGCAGCCACCUGCAAGAAACUCCAUGACCACAUAGAGCUGGAGUGUGACGGAGUUGAGGUGGAUCUGAGCAACAUCUUCCUGGAAGGCAUCGCCAUUCUUAACAUUCCCAGCAUGUACGGAGGCACCAAUCUCUGGGGAGAAACCAAGAAGAACCGGGCUGUGAUCCGGGAAAGCAGGAAGAGCGUCACAGACCCAAAGGAGCUGAAAUGCUGUGUCCAAGACCUCAGUGACCAGCUCCUUGAAGUGGUAGGUCUAGAGGGAGCCAUGGAGAUGGGACAGAUCUACACCGGCCUGAAGAGUGCAGGCAGGAGACUGGCCCAGUGCUCCUCUGUCACCAUUAGGACUAACAAGCUUCUGCCGAUGCAAGUAGACGGAGAGCCCUGGAUGCAGCCGCAAUGCACGAUUAAAAUCACUCACAAAAACCAGGCACCUAUGAUGAUGGGGCCUCCCCAGAAGAGCAGCUUUUUUUCUCUGAGGAGGAAAAGCCGUUCAAAAGACUAAACAAUAUGCCAACACCAGCUCUACCGAGAAGGGAAAGAAGAAUCUACACACACACACACACACACACACACACACACACACACACACACCUGUAACCAGAGGAAGCCAACCCACCUUCCAGAGGAAAGUGUAAUCCUGCCAUGCAGUCUACCUGUUUUGAAAAUGGAUCCACUCUUUAACAGAGCCAAUACCCAUGAAAUAUUCCGAAUGGACUCAGGACCCACGACGAUGGGUUGGCUCAGGCAGCAACUUUCACAUUCCCACAAGCUUUGGAUAGACUUUGAGCCUGCAGGAGACAUCUCCCUUUUUCUGUGCCACACUCCUGUAAGGCUCCAGGCUGUAGGUUUCCUGCCUACAGCAAGAUCGGAUGUGGUCAAGGGAAAGAGCUCCAACCCAAAAAACUUGCACAAAAGUCCUUCUGUACAAAAACAAAACAGCCCUACAGCUCUCCAAGCAGAAUCCUUGGCAGGGCUCAGCGAGCACAGGAUGGUUUCUUUGCUGUCCUUCAAGUAACAGCUCCUCCCUGAACUUGCAGGGGAAAGCCAAGAGGCUGUGGAAAGCCGUUUCCAUUCUUGGUUCCCUCUGCUGUCCAUGGGUACUUGUUCGCUUCCUGAAGCAUCUCUUGGUGGCUGUUUUGCUUAGAGAGCAAACAAGGCUGCCCGGGGAAGCGUGCUUUAGAUGUGGUAUUUAUUUUCAUAGUUCCUAUGAACACUUGGGAGGAAGAGCUGAGAAAGUGGACUUUAUUUUUCAAAUUUGAUGUCAUAAUAUUGUGUAAAAAGGAAAGAAACAGAAAAAAAAAAAAACCCAUUCUCAGUAUUCCCCACUCCUCACUACCAUACAAGCCAAAGUGUGUCACUUUGAAUCCCAAGCCCUGAUGGCAGAGAUGAUGGGGGUAUGGGGUUGGGGGGCUUUGCUGGGAAAACCAGAAGACUGUCACGGGAUUCCCUGUUUGCACAUCUCACCCUCACAGUGUGGCAGAGGGGCCUUCUGAUGGUCUUCUCUAUGUACCUAUGUAGCGUAUAUGUUUAUAUAUAAUAUAUAAAUAUUUAUUUACUGCCAGACUUUUCCUGAUUGGAAAUAAACACAGUGUGGGAACAGAACAUGGGAAAGAAAAAAAAAAGAAGGCCCUUACUCUCCCACUGUCGUUUGCUUGUAGAGACACAUUUCUCUGGCUGGUUUCAAGGUUUACGAGAAUUAUCUACAUCUGGGGAGCAACCAUGAACAUGUGCUGUUCAAGCCUCAUUCCCCCAUUGGUUGAUAAGGAAACUGAGUUGUGGAAAAGUUAAAAGACUUCUCCAUUGUAGUGUGGAUAAGGAGGUUUGGCUGUAAAUGUUACUAAGAAGGUCACUAACAAACAGAAGAACCCGCAUCUGGGAAAAGGGUUAUUUCUUGUCACUGAGGACUGGUCGAUGUUGGAUCCAGGUUCCCAGCGAGGAACCAUCAUAUAGCCUGUGUGUGGAUGGAGCAAACCCACACUAGAAGAUGGGAGGUGGAGAAUUAGGCUAAUUUCCAAGUGCUUUAUGGCUUGUCCUACAUGGAGAGAAGUUGGCCUGAUGUUGAAGGCAUCAGACAGAUCAACUGAUUGAACUACUAUGUCAUCUCAUCAUGUCGCCAGAUCUUCUUGCCUUGGAUACCUUCCUGGGUACAUCUGUGACUUCUGUAAGAUGUUGCCAACUAGAACAGAAGAGUUUUUGGUCAUGCUCAGUGGGCUUCAGAACAGCUGGUGCCAGCGUCUUCCUCCUCUCUGGAGGGCAACUCUCCACAGCAUCAUUGGUAGAAAGCAACCGUUGCCUCAGCCCCCUGGCUCCCCUGGACCUUCAUUUCUGUCUCAAAUUUCAUAAGAGGAAAUCCAGGCCCAGUUUGACAUCACUCCACUGAGCUGCCUUCAGUCUUGCCAUAGCCAAGGAAGGGAAUAUGGAGAAUCUGUACAAGUUGAGCCCACCUCUGAAGGAGACGCUCUCAUCUAGAAUCCAGGGCUGAGACUUGGAACCCUCCUGCUCAACAAACAUGCGUCUACUGAACAAGGGAAACACUGGGCCACAUAAAGAGCAUCCUGGUGGGAUGCCUGGAGAUGUGACCAGCCAGCUCCCGAGUGACGGCAAGUACUGCUUUAGAAGACGCUUGAUUCAGAAACCGAGGCAGGUUCACCUUCAAGGUCACUGAUUCUAAGAAUUUUACAGAAAUGUUUGUAUAUGUUUCAGCUCUGAUCCCCCGAGGUCACAGACGUUGAGACAAUACUAUCAGUAGGUGACACGGAUUCCCAGAGACUCGGAGGUUAGAUGUUUCUUGAGAGACACGGCCCAGUUCUUUUCAGAGGCACAGAGUAUAAAAUGUCUUGGCAUUGCACUUCUAAUUUGUUGUUGUUUAAUCUUACCUUACAAAUCAUCUUUUAAACACCAUGGCUGUGGUUUCUUUUUGUGUAGUGCAUCAUCCAAGGGACCCCCACACCAAGCUCUAUGGUUAGCCAGCAAAGUAUUAUUAUUUCCACCCUACAGAGGAGAGGGGGGCUUAUUGGUAUUUAGCAGCUUCUUCGAGCUCCAUGGUGAAGGGAGAGCCUGCUCUCUUCUGUUUUCUCCUGCUCGGAUUCUUUCCACGCUGCAGACUUGUUCUCGCCUGCCUUCCUGCUUCCGCCCCACUAGCAAUAAAAACAAUGAAACCGGAAA
Molecule: messenger RNA, 5483 nt
Organism: Mus pahari (shrew mouse)
Lineage: Eukaryota; Metazoa; Chordata; Mammalia; Rodentia; Muridae
Gene: Dgkg
Product: diacylglycerol kinase gamma
Exons: 25
Coding region: 454-2820 (788 amino acids)
Biological process (GO): diacylglycerol metabolic process; intracellular signal transduction; lipid phosphorylation
Cellular component (GO): plasma membrane
Molecular function (GO): calcium ion binding; ATP-dependent diacylglycerol kinase activity
Source: RefSeq, a predicted model, not a curated record